Molecule: messenger RNA, 738 nt
Organism: Cladocopium goreaui
Lineage: Eukaryota; Dinophyceae; Suessiales; Symbiodiniaceae
Source: the annotation of a GenBank genome assembly
AUGGCUCUGAGCUCCUUUGGACUGAGUCGGACAGGUGUAUCAAUCAGUGACAUCUCCAGCCUGCUUGGCCUAUUGGUCGAUGGUGGUGGCUUUCUGGCAAACCUGAACGUGUUGGCCAUCGCACUUCGGCAGAUUCGUGAUUUGCGACCAAUAGCUAAAACCUUUGACGGAGCUAUUUGGUGGAUGUCACACUUCCUGCACACUUCUUCACUCACGACGCUGAUACUGGGCGAAGUUCCGUCCUCCCGAAGGUCUGCACUUGAGGGACAAGGCUUUCCGAAUGGAAUGAAUCCAUUGGGCCCUUUGGGUAUGCUUGGGGAUGAUGGUGGUGAGCCUGGUGAGCCUGGUGAGCCAUUCAGCACGGAGGCAGCUUUUCAACUGCUGGACGCGCUGCAGUUUUUGCAAAGGGAGGCUGUGCCCGCGCUCUUGAGCCUCGAGGCAGCCUCUGUCGCCGGCCUAACUGAAGGCCUGCCCCUUGAGCCUGCGCUGCGAGACAUUCAGAGUUUUGUCUCGAGGAUCACAAACACAACCAGGGGAGAGAUCGAAACUUCCGUGGUGCCUAGCCUACUCAACGGAUCCCUAUCGACUGGAAUCUGCAGUUCUCAGGCAGCACCCGCCGUUGGACAACUCAUAGCUCGAACACACGAGCGUUGCCCGUUUUACCGUGCAGUAGUCCCUCAACUUGCCAGAGGCAGUUUGACCUCUGGUCUGCUUGAAACUCAGAGCUGCCACGUGUAA